AUGUGGAUGCUGCUCUUGCUGUUGGUUUGUGCUGCUUUAAAUCUGCAGGUAACCACGUGCUACCCAUCAUGCUUUGUGAGUGGACAAAAAGCUCUUUGCAGUGGACAGAGGUACUACCAGGUUCCAGCUCUGCCUCCCAACAUCACCCACCUCUUUCUGGACAAUAACUACAUCAGUGAAAUCAACAGGACCUCCCUCAGGGAUUUUGGUGAACUGCAACAAUUAGAUCUCGGAAAGCAGAACGUAAAGCUCGUCAUAAGAAACAACGCUUUCCUCCGGCAGAGAAAACUGACACACUUGGUCCUAGGUUAUAAUGUUGACCUUCAACUGGAGCCAAGGGCAUUUGCAGGACUGUUCAAUUUACAAUCCCUGUUUUUGGAUUAUUGCAGUUUGACAGGCUCCAUACUGACGGAGAGCUAUCUGCAGCCACUUUGGUCCUUAGAAAAGCUUGAUCUCUUUGGUAACAAUAUCGUGAGACUCCAGCCGGGUCUGUUCUUUCAAAGGCUCAAAAAGUUCACGCACCUGGACCUCAAACUGAAUAAGAUCGAAAAAGUUUGUGAAGAUGAUCUUGUUGGUUUCAGGGGGUUAUAUUUUACAUUCCUAAACUUGCAUUCCAACAAGUUAUUCAAAACACCUAGUGAAGACUGGCUAAGUUGUGGAAACCCGUUCAAAGGGAUUGCAUUUAAUACUCUUGACUUAUCUAGCAAUGGGAUGGACCUAGACAAAACAAGGCAGUUUUUCAAAGCAAUUCAGGGGACUCCAAUAGCUCAUCUGAUGUACUCUGGACACAUUGGUAAAGGGUUUUCCCAUCACAAUUUCCGUGAUCCAGAUGAAAGCACAUUUGAAGGCCUCAACAGCAGUGCUAUUGACAUUUUUAAUAUGUCUAAAAACUAUAUAUUUGGUUUAGAGAGGGCUGUUUUUAGUCCUCUAAAAGAUGCAAGAAUUAUCGACAUCUCCCGAAACAAAAUAAAUCAGAUUAGCAAAAAUGCCUUCGAUGGUGUUCAGGGGCAUUUAAAAAUGCUCAACCUGUCAUUCAACCUCCUGGGAGAAAUAUAUCGUCACACAUUCCCCAAUAUGACAGAACUCAGGGUGUUAGAUUUGUCUUACAACCACAUUGGGGUGUUGGGAUACGAAGCAUUCAGCGAUCUUUCCAAAUUAAAAGCUUUAUAUCUGACAGGGAACUCACUGCGAGAUCUGGGUUUUCCUGCGGCACUGCCAAACUUAGAAUUUCUUCUUUUGGGUGAUAAUAAGUUGAGUUCACUCUACAAUAUCAUUGAACUGGGGAGUAACAGUAUUCAUGUGGAUGUCACAGAAAACAGACUAACAAACAUGGAGGACGUUUAUGUCAUUUUAACUCAUUUCAAGCAUCUCAAGAAUUUAAUGUACGGAGGCAACUUCAUCAAGUGGUGCACUCUAAGUGAGAACACCAAAAUGCCUCAUAAUAAUAGUUUGAAAGUGCUGGAUCUUUACGACAGUUCCCUGCAGAUCAUUUGGGCACAGGGGAAGUGCCUCGAUCUGUUUGAUCAUCUCAACAAUCUGCUCGGUCUAAAUAUCAGCUUCAAUUCACUCACAACUCUACCACCAGGGAUUUUCAGUGGCCUCAGCUCGAUCACAGAAUUGGAUCUUUCGUAUAACGCCUUGACCUAUCUGCAGACGGAUGUCUUUCCAGUCAGCCUGGAAAAAUUGUACCUGUCCAGCAACUUCAUAGCCUCGCCCGAUCCUAUGACUUUCCAGUCGCUCAUCUUCCUCAGCCUGUCAGAAAAUCGGUUCCACUGCGAUUGCAACCUGGAGGGCUUCCUGACGUGGCUGAACGUGACCAAUGUAACCUUCCUGAGCCCAGUUGAAGAGUUCAGGUGCGAGUUUCCAGCUGACGUCCAUGACCGUCCUCUUUGGCAGUAUGUGCUGGAUGUCGAACUGUGUGAACAAGAUGACGAAAAGGCCGUGGCAGGUCUGAAGUUUGCUCUGUUCAUCUUCUCUGCCCUCCUCGUCACUACUGUCAUCCUCAGCGGGAUUGUUUACGCCCGACUCAGGGGCCACAUUUUUAUCAUCUACAAACAGAUCGUCGGGAAGGUCAUCGAGGGCCCAAAACCAGCGCCUCCCGAGAAUGAGAUGCAGUACGAUGCUUUCCUCUGCUUUACCAACAGUGACUAUGGGUGGGUGGAGGCGGCUUUGCUGAGUAAGCUGGACAACCAGUUUUCAGAGGAGAACAUCUUCCACUGUUGUUUUGAAGCCAGAGACUUCUUGCCAGGUGAAGAUCACCUCUCAAACAUCAGAGACGCCGUCUGGGGCAGUAAGAAGACGGUGUGCGUCGUCUCCAGGCAGUUCCUUAAAGAUGGCUGGUGCUUGGAGGCGUUCACUCUGGCUCAGGGCCGGAUGCUGGAGGAGCUGACGAACAUCCUGAUUAUGGUGGUGGUGGGGAAGGUGACUCACUACCAGCUGAUGAACUGCAACGCAAUCAGAGCUUUUGUGAAGAGGAGGGAGUACCUGAUCUGGCCGGAGGACCCUCAGGACCUGGAGUGGUUUUAUGAGCGACUCUUCUCGCAGAUGCGCAAAGACAUCAAGGUGAAAAAGUUUGAGGAGGACAAGCCCGAGCCUGCGGAGCCAGAGAUUCAACCAGACGUCGAGGACGGGAUCCAGCUAGAAAACAUGGGAGCAGCAGCCAUGCAAGCUCUGCCUGUGUGUUAAAGAAACCUGCAAUCAUGAGGAAAAAGCAAGUGGUUGGCUUUUUAUUUGAACAAACAAACAGUUGAUCCUUUUUGAAACAAUGUAGAAAAAUAAAGGUGAUAUGGCAAAGGAAGUAAAUGAAUUGGACAUUUUCAAAAUAGCCAUAAAAUUAGAAUCAGGGGUUCCAGAUAAGGUGCCAAUGAUUAGAACCUUCUAAGGUAGUAACAGGUGGAACCGCUUUUAAUUAAACCUUUGACACUUCAGGUCUGUGGUGUCAUAAUGAGGAUCUUGAAGAUCUAAAGGGCUCUUUAAGGCCUUCAGAGAAAACGUUGUGGAUGCCU
Molecule: messenger RNA, 3005 nt
Organism: Stegastes partitus (bicolor damselfish)
Lineage: Eukaryota; Metazoa; Chordata; Actinopteri; Pomacentridae
Product: toll-like receptor 5
Exons: 4
Coding region: 1-2685 (894 amino acids)
Biological process (GO): immune response; inflammatory response; toll-like receptor signaling pathway
Cellular component (GO): plasma membrane
Molecular function (GO): transmembrane signaling receptor activity; protein binding
Source: RefSeq, a predicted model, not a curated record